Molecule: messenger RNA, 2137 nt
Organism: Silurus meridionalis
Lineage: Eukaryota; Metazoa; Chordata; Actinopteri; Siluriformes; Siluridae
Gene: caly
Product: calcyon neuron-specific vesicular protein
Exons: 5
Coding region: 177-743 (188 amino acids)
Biological process (GO): clathrin coat assembly; G protein-coupled dopamine receptor signaling pathway; endosomal transport
Cellular component (GO): endosome; membrane
Molecular function (GO): clathrin light chain binding
Source: RefSeq, a predicted model, not a curated record
UCGACGACGUAGCCGACGCAGCCUCCGCUGAAUCCGGCAUUGCCCCGGUAACCGCGCUGCUCCGCUCAGUCGCACUGAUUUAUUCCGUUUUAUUAUUUUUUUAAUCUUGUCCGUUUCUCCUAGAAAUAUUCGCCAAAAAGGAACGACUACUACCGUAACUGCUACAGGAAGUCGACAUGGUGAAACUGGGGAGCACUCUUGGCGAGAAGGUGGAGAGGGAGCCGUCUUUGGAAGAUGGCUUUGAUAACAUCCCUCUGAUCACGCCACUGGAGGUUAACCAGCUCCAGAAACCAUUUCCCGAUAAGGUCAUCGUCAAAACAACCACCGAGUAUCAGCUGCAGAAGAAGCAAAAGAAGAAACUGUACAUGCCGAGCAUUAAGAAGUUGAACAUAAACCUUUACGAUGAGGUGUCAGAGAAGGUCAAGCUCACAGGCUUAAUUCUUAUCACCUUGGCUUUCCUUGCGUGUCUGCUGCUACUGGUUAUGUAUAAAGCUCUGUGGUAUGACCAGCUCAGCUGCCCCGAAGGCUUUGUCCUCAAGCAUAAGCACUGCACCCCAGCUGCUCUGGAGAUGUACUACCCGGAGCAGGACGCAGGCUCGAGGGGAAGCCUGUACACCGCCAUCAGCCAUCUGAACCCAGCUAAGAAGGCUCUCCCUGAGCUCUCAUCUCCCUGGCUGCCUGUAAUUAACGCUAUGAAGGAAUCCCAGAAGGCCAAGGGCGAGCCGAGCCACUCCCAGCAGUGAAAGACGGAAAGAGGGGACGCUGGAGGAGGAGGAGGAGCUAGGACCGAGAGGUUAUGUGUAUUUUUGUUUGAGUGAAAGAGCAAGUACAGCAUUUUACGGGAAGCGUGUACGAGUGUGUGUGUGUGUGUGUGUGUGUGUGUGUGUGUGUGUGUGUGUGUGUGUGUGUGUGUGUGUGUGUGUGUGUGUGUGUGUGUGUGUCCUAAGCAUCCAGAAAUCCUGACGAAAUCAAGAAUAUAUUGUCUUUAAAAUACUGAAAAGCCUUUUGAAGUCAGCAGGCCUCUCUGAGGAAUCUUCCUUAACUUAUACUUGACAAUACAAACGCUAUCAGCUUUUCACAAACCCGUCUCGGCGUAUUAAAUCCAGCGUAGAUAUUAGCGACUCGUUCUUUAGCUUUCACGACUUCAUUGUGCUCUUGUGGAUUCAUUAGUUUUUCGCUUCGGUGUUUGUGCUUUUCACCAGCUCCACCUCUCACUCGUUUUUAACGUGAAAGUAGCUUAGAUUAGCAGAAAAAAAAAAAAAAAAUAAAACAUGCAUGGCGUGUAAAAUGUGCUCUUCAGAAAAACCUAACCAGGAAAAAAAAAAAUCAAAAAUCAUUAACCUAUACAUUUUUUUUCUCCUUAUUACAUUUUGCUUAGAACAUGUGAUCAGUUCUAGAAAUAUAAUAAAGCUAGCAAGCCAUGUUUUGCUUUAUGCAUAGACAAGACUUUAUACCCGUGUAGAGAUCGCUAUAUAAUCACAGGCUGUUUACAUGAAAAUGAACAAAUUGCUGAAUGUAACGUGAAAAUACAAAGUGAACAGGAUUUUGAUAUGUAUUUUAUCACUUGGUGUAUUCCGUUUUUUCGUUUUUUUUUUUGCACACAAAUGGACAUUCCACGUCAAAUUCAAGCCACCAGCAACUGUCGACAUAUUCCAUUAAACAUCCUGUUCGAGAAUGUGAAACCCCAAAACGAAGCGAAGGUGUCCUCGCAAUGUAUGUAUUUUAAAGGAUGCCGCUAUGAAUGUGCUCACUUUACCAUCUCUGAAUACCACCUGUACCAUUUUCCCCCCACACUUUGUUUUCAUUGUACCGAAAAUUAUUUAUUUAUUGUUUAUUUAUGCAUCAAUUUUUUUUUUAUUUAAUAAAUAGCUUUUUGAGUAUUUAUUUGCUGUAACUACUAAAUUAAUUGUGUUACUUUGUGGUAUAUUAUUAAGCUCGAGAUUUAUUUUCUAUUUAUUUUCAUACUUUUUGGUUGGGUAUGUAUUUUUUUUACUGGAACAGAACGAUUAGGUGGAAAAUUCUUUUGAAGAAGCAGCUACUGAUGUUAAUUCUCGACUAUUAAGUCAUGUGUAUAUGUGGCAGUCUGCUGUUAUUAACUGGCUUCAUCUAACGGAAAUAAAGAUUUCAGUAUUCAGAA